AUGGCUACGAAGCUUGUGGUACUCGGUAUCCCCUGGGAUGUUGACACUGAAGGGUUACGAGAGUACAUGGCCAAGUUUGGACCCCUAGACGAUUGUGUUGUCAUGAAGGAGCGGUCUUCUGGGCGAUCUCGCGGGUUUGGCUAUGUAACAUUCGCCUCAGCUGACGAUGCAAAGAAUGUUCUUGAUUGCGAGCAUGUUCUUGGCAGCCGUACGUUAGAAGUGAAGAUAGCUACUCCAAAGGAAGAAAUGAAAUCACAAGGAACAAAGAAAGCUACAAGGAUAUUCGUUGCUCGAAUUCCACAAUCGGUGGACGAAUCGAUGUUUCGUAGGCAUUUUGAAGCUUUUGGAGAAAUUCUUGAUCUUUACAUGCCAAAGGAACAUGGUUCAAAAGGGCAUCGUGGAAUUGGGUUUAUCACGUUUCAGAGUGCAGAGUCUGUGGACAGCAUCAUGCAAGAGUCACAUGAGCUUGAUGGUACAACAGUAGUUGUUGAUCGCGCGACUCCGAAGGAUGAAGAUGUUAGAUACCCCCCGAGUAGGCCAUCUCAGGGUGGCUAUGGUGCAUAUAACGCAUACAUUUCAGCUGCUACCAGGUAUGCAGCUUUGGGUGCACCAACGCUGUAUGAUCAUCCUGGAUCAGCUUAUGGAAGAGGAUACUAUGGAUCCUCUCAAGCAGUGGGCAAGAAGAUAUUUGUUGGUAGACUUCCACAAGAAGCAAACACAGAUGACCUAAGGCAUUACUUUGGCAGAUUUGGUCGAAUCGUAGAUGCAUACAUUCCGAAGGACCCAAAAAGAAGUGGCCACCGAGGUUUUGGUUUUGUCACCUUCGCUGAUGAGGGUGUGGCAGAACGGGUAGCUCGUAGAAGCCAUGAAAUUCUAGGCCAUGAGGUUGCAAUAGACCCAGCUGCACCACUUGAGAAUGAUUCAGCUGUUGGUGGUUACAUUGAUCCCAUGGAUCUUUAUGGAGCUUAUGGUUCAAUGCGAUCCUUCGGCAGGUUCUGCGGCGGUCUAGAUUAUAAUCAUAAUUCUUUGCAAGUCGAGCAUCUUUGCACCAGGUUAAAGGUGCUGCUUCGAAGUAUCUCCUCCAACUUUGCCUUCUCCAUCAUCUCCGUGCUGGCGGUCGUGACGAUGUCGUACAACACCGGGUUGCGUUACACCGGACCGGCGUCCAUGACGCUGGGCUGGCUCGUUGUGGCGACCUUCAACGGCUGCGUCGCGCUGUCCAUGGAGGAGGCCUGCUCCGCCUACUCAACUUAA
Miscanthus lutarioriparius is the source of this 1254-nucleotide messenger RNA. Lineage: Eukaryota; Viridiplantae; Streptophyta; Magnoliopsida; Poales; Poaceae. The record is from the annotation of a GenBank genome assembly.